Phytophthora sojae is the source of this 855-nucleotide messenger RNA. RefSeq lists its product as hypothetical. Bases 1 to 855 code for a protein of 284 amino acids. Lineage: Eukaryota; Oomycota; Peronosporomycetes; Peronosporales; Peronosporaceae. The record is from RefSeq and is a predicted model, not a curated record. The transcript has 2 exons.
AUGAGCAGCUCUGACGGCUCCGACAGCCCUGGCAGCGCGCGCCGCCAGUCGCGCCCCUCGGCACACAGCCCCACCAUGCGUGGGUGGCACCUCGGCAACGAGGCAGCGGCGCGGAGAACUGCCGCGUUGCAAGUGGCUCAUCGCUCGCAGCGGCUCGAGAUCGUGCACUACAUCGACGACACCUACGGCAAGGCCGCCGUCCCGUUCAAAGACGUUGCCGAGCACUUCCACCGUAGCCAAGGAACGAUGACGGGUCUGUGGAAGGGCCGACACGACCUCGAGCCGCGCCGCCCCGGGCCGCACCCUGCACCCGUCGACCCCCCUCGUCCGGAGGACGAUCUGCUCGUCGACGUGGUCUUCCACCCGCCGAGGAAGGACGCCCCUACUGAUGCAGGGGAGAAUCCCACCCAGCCACCGCGCGCCACCCUACAGUCCACUCUACUGGAGUGCGUCAACGGGGCCCUGAACACGCUGCACGUGGCCGUCCGCUCCGUGGCGGAGGACGAGCUGGGCAAAGCGAUUCUGGCAGCAGCGGACCGGGACGUCCACCACGCCUACGCGGACCCGAAGUGGCCACGGCUGUUCAUCGCCAGCAACAAGAUCGAGGUCAACUACCGCAAGGCCACGUGCGAGAAGAUGAACCUCAACUACGUGGUCGCCAACCUGCAGGACGUGUGCGUGGGCUCGGCCGACUUCUCCGACGCGGCGCUGCAUGAGUUCAACGAGGAGUUCCUGCUGCAUCUGCGAGGCUGUCGAGCCGCCAACUUGUUCGUCCAGGACUUUACGUACCGCUGGAAGACCGGGUCCAAGUGCCUGCUACGCAGCAAGCUCGAGCCGCCCACUGAUUUUGAUUAG